AUGAAGGGUCUUCUUGUCCUCGGCCUGUUGCCAAUUAUACCUCUGGUCUUGGGCCAGAUCACAGUUUCAGUCAGCAAUGUCGAGCCACUUCCACUCAAGUCAGCCAGUGCCGUAACCUCGGCAGACGAGCUUUUUCGACAAAGCUGCCCGGAAGAAGUAACGAAUAGCAAUCCCUACACGCCCAAUCUGCUAUUAUCGUCUUACUCCGAGUUUGAGGAGUCCGGCAAGAAGGUCUUCGGCGGAAACGUAUACCCGUCCUCUGACAGUUUUGUUCGCGGUGCGAUAGUGGCCUGGGCGCAACAUCAAAGCCUGGUCCUUCGUCCUGAUGUAAUCUGGUUCGAAAUUCUGGCCCAACUCAACUUUUACAUGACAGAACAUGCCGAAGAAAUUCGCCACUUGUUUGUAAACUUCCAAGGCAAGAAGGAAAUUGUUGUGAAGGAAACUUCUUGGACCAACGUUAUUGCUGCGUUUGCGACCGAGAUCCAAAAACGUGUCAAAACAAAUUGGCUGCUGGGCUGGGUUGCUCCUGGGUUCAGUACCAGUACGCGAAAUGAUAACAUGACGGCCACCGUGUUGAUGAUGGGCCUUAUGCAGCACUACUUCGAGUUCACUGGAGCGGUCAUCUGUGGAAUCCCUUCUGUUACCUUGCUUGGGACCAAACGAGACUGGGUUCAACUAUACAAGAAAUUGGAUCGCCUGGCAGACUUUGGGGCCGAGCCAGCGCAGUUUGCCCAUAAUCUGAAGCCUAUUCUCAGCCGAUUCGUGCAGACAUGGGACGAGCCAAACAGCCCGGCGGUCAAAUCGUUCUGGAACCAGAUUGUACGAGCUAACAAAGUAUUUCUCUGCGGUGCCGGGCCAACGGAAUUCGAUAUUUCUGGCUGGAUCACGGGAUUCAUGCAUUGGCGAGAAGACGGCACACUUGUUGCACCUAACGGGACCCGACCACAGCCAGACGACGUGCGAUUUGACGGUGUAGCAUACACUCGCGUGGAUAUUGACCACAUCCCUGUCGGAUAUGCCAAAGCGCCGCUCAAAAUGCUCGACUACCCAAACCGAGGCAAAGACACACAGGCGUAUGUGCUGGCAGGAAACAUCGGAAUCAAAAGAACUAUAUCCAAUCCCACAGGCAAGGGUGCUAAACCCCAAGUGUUGGCCGAGCCCAUGAAUUCGUGGUUCUUGUAUGGACCUGUCGACGCGAAUUUCACGACGGGGCCGGAAUACGGAAAUCUUUCGGAGGUUAAGAGCACUGCAACGAGUCUAAGAGACUGGUGCCCGGCGGCAUAUGCUAAACGAUACUAA
This is a messenger RNA of Metarhizium brunneum ARSEF 3297, 1299 nucleotides long. RefSeq lists its product as uncharacterized. The record is from RefSeq and is a predicted model, not a curated record. NCBI's taxonomy places the organism in Eukaryota, Fungi, Ascomycota, Sordariomycetes, Hypocreales, Clavicipitaceae.